GUGUGGCCCGAACACAUACGGACUCACCGAGGUAAGGUCAGCGGCCAACAGGGCACGCCAGCACGUGGAGGCUGUGACAACGGCUGGCAACUCGUGCUGUCCACAGAUGUAGGUACCGGAAACAGGAAAGGCUUCAUUUCCACAGUAUCGAUAACCUGCACCAUUUCGUAG
Molecule: messenger RNA, 171 nt
Organism: Colletotrichum tamarilloi
Lineage: Eukaryota; Fungi; Ascomycota; Sordariomycetes; Glomerellales; Glomerellaceae
Exons: 1
Source: RefSeq, a predicted model, not a curated record